UUCACAUCCAUUUCAUUAUUUGAAAGAUUAUCGAAAUUUGGAUGAGAAUUUUUAAAAUAUUUUAAUGAAAUGUAAACCANUUCUGGGAGUUAUAGUGGAUAAAUUAAUUUUUGGAGAGAGAUUAAUUAAAAUCGUUGGGAAAUUUUUUUCACUUCUACUAUUCAUCAAGGAUUAAUUACAUGUUUAAUUUUAAAUUAAAAAGAAGAUGAAAUAAUUACUAGUGGCUCUGAUAAAUUGAUAAUUGUUUUAAAAAAUAAUUAAUAAGAAAAAAAGGUUUCCUAAUAUGAAUUGAAAUAGCAUUAGAAAGUUGUUUUUAGUAUUAGUUUAAAUUAAUCAGAAACAUAAUUGGUUUCUUCAAGUUUAGAUUAACAGUUAAUAAUUUGGGAAAAGAAUUCUAAAUAAAUUUAUGAAUUUAAAUAUGUGAUACAAAAAUCGAUAAACGACUUUGGCCAUAGAGUUUGUUUUUUAAAUGAUAAUUUUAUAGUUUGGUAAUAAAACAAAGACGGUACAACACAUGUAUUUUAAAAAGAAAAUGGAAGAUUUAAGUAAAAACCAGAAAAUAAAAUUGUUUUAGAUCAUUCUGAAGGUGAAGAUGGAUAAUUUUUAUUUCCAAUAAUAUAUAAUAAAGAAAAGUAAAUACUUAUUUUAAAAUAUUCAAAUUCAAUCUAUAUAUUUAAAAAUCACGAAGAUUAAUAAUUUAAAUUAGAAGCAAAAAUUAAUUGUUCAUCAAAUUCAAUUUAUGGUUGUAUGACAAAGGAUAGUAAAUAUUUGAUAUAUUGGGAUUGUUCAUUAUAACUAUUCAAUAUUUAAGAAUUUAAUUAUCAAUGA
This is a messenger RNA of Paramecium sonneborni, 828 nucleotides long. NCBI's taxonomy places the organism in Eukaryota, Ciliophora, Oligohymenophorea, Peniculida, Parameciidae. The record is from the annotation of a GenBank genome assembly.